Arvicola amphibius (Eurasian water vole) is the source of this 459-nucleotide messenger RNA. Its product is annotated as protein tyrosine phosphatase type IVA 1-like. Bases 4 to 459 code for a protein of 151 amino acids. Lineage: Eukaryota; Metazoa; Chordata; Mammalia; Rodentia; Cricetidae. The transcript is spliced from 2 exons. The record is from RefSeq and is a predicted model, not a curated record. Gene Ontology annotation, biological process: dephosphorylation. Gene Ontology annotation, cellular component: nucleus. Gene Ontology annotation, molecular function: phosphatase activity.
CGAAUGAACGGCCCUACUCCUGUGGAAGUCACAUACAAGAACAUGAGAUUCCUUAUUACACACAAUCCAACCAAUGAGACCUUAAACAAAUUUAUAGAGGAACUUAAGAAGUAUGGAGUUACCACAAUAGUAAGAGUAUGUGAAGCAAUUUACGACACUACUCUCGUGGAGAAAGAAGGCAUUCAUGUUCUUGACUGGCCUUUUGAUGAUGGCACACCACCAUCCAACCAGAUUGUUGAUGAUUGGUUAAGUCUUGUAAAGAUUAAAUUUCGUGAAGAACGUGGCUGCUGUAUUGCUGUCCAUUGUGUUGCAGGCCUUGGCAGAGCUCCAUUCCUAAGACAAAAGCGGCGUGGAGCUUUUAACAGCAAGCAACUCUUUUAUCUGGAGAAGUACCGUCCUGAGAUGCGGCUGCGCUUCAAGGAUUCCAAUGGUCAUAGAAACAACUGUUGUAUCCAAUAA